AUGCCAACGAUUCCAAAGCGUGUGCCCAUGGGCAGCAAGGGCAACGGCCGCGGCAUGGACCUACUCAGCACAGGAGUAACACGCACAGAGGUCACGGAGAUGCAGCUCAAAUGGCAGGACAAACCGUGUGAGGCGCCACCCUGCAAACAGAGCUUCUGGUGGGCCAGCCAGCCAAAGCCCAUCAAAAUCAAAGGUUGUCCCAAACCCGUCGUGCCGCCGCCAGAGCCCUACAUGAACAUGAUGUAUGACCGUCGCGUCAUAAAGGGAAGCAACUUUGGUACCCCGUCAAUGCUGGCGGAGGUGGAUCCGUUCGACAAGGCUGCGGAGAUACGGCGCCGCAAUAUGCUCCGCAAGCGAUCGAUGCAGUGCCGCAAUCAGCGCAAUGUCCUGGGCACACCACCUCCAGUGAAGGGCAGGAAGCACGAAAAUAUACAGACAGAAAAAUACUUGGAGAAAUUGGUUCAACGUCCGCCGGAGUACUCAGUAGACACACAAACAGAUUUGUUCCUGGAGAAGCCGCCUACGCCUCCAUAUGUUGCCGCCAAAGUGGGCGUUGAUGUGGGCACCGAGAUUGGCGACGGCGAACUCUUUCACUUUGAUGCAGAAGCUCAGCCGAUUAUUGAUGUACUCGUGGAUGCCUGCAUAGAGCAGAGCAUGCUGGAAGUGGCUCACGAAAUGGAAUUGGCAGCGCUGCGCCGCAAGCAGGAGGAGUUCCUGGCUCAACGCGAGGCUGAGCUCGCUGAGCUGCGACGUUUGGAAGCCGAGGAGCUGCGUUUGCAGGCUGAGAAGGAUCGCCGCUUGCGCCAGGAUGCCAUUGCCAAGGAGCUGGACGAGGAGAUGCAGAAGAGCGUAACGGCCGCUAAGUUAUUGCAGGGACACAUUGCCAGCCUGGUGCCAGAGGUGCUGGAGAACAUUGAGCCGGCCAGCGAUGCUGUCAAGAAGGAGCAACUAACGAAGGACAUCUGCCCCUGGCUAUCUGCUGAGGUUGCCCAAGAAGUGGGCCACAUUGUGGACUCUCGCGAGAUACUCACAGCCAUCAUACUGGAGAUUAUCAAACAGCGUGCAGCUGCUUACAUCGACUACAAAGAAGAGGAGACCGAGCCAUCAUCGUCAGAUGUCGGCAUUUGUGAAGAGGAGGGAUGCAUGCUCGACGAUAUGGAGACAUGCCCAUACGAGCCGGAAAUUGAAUAUUCUGAUUGUCCAGAGCCGCCGCCAGAGCCACCACAUCUGUAAGGAGGACAGCAAUUAUAAAUAAAAUAAGAUAUGAUUUGGUUAACUUCAGUUUUGAGUUUGAGGCGCGCCCGUUGGUCGUUAAGUGCAUACUAACAAAUCCAAAGUGCAGCUUUGUUAUUGUGUCUGGCAACAAGCGGGCGUGCCUCGGCCGCCGCAUGUUGCCACACACAAUUCCAUUGGCGCGAAUAUUGUUGCAUCAAAAGUAAGCAAA
This is a messenger RNA of Drosophila novamexicana, 1444 nucleotides long. It is a transcript of the gene Rsph3, whose product is annotated as radial spoke head protein 3 homolog B. The transcript has 4 exons. Gene Ontology annotation, cellular component: cilium. NCBI's taxonomy places the organism in Eukaryota, Metazoa, Arthropoda, Insecta, Diptera, Drosophilidae. The record is from RefSeq and is a predicted model, not a curated record. Bases 1 to 1233 code for a protein of 410 amino acids.